AUGCGCUCAAUUCUGGCCGGUGCAACGGCUGGAGCUGUAGAAAUUUUCGCCAAAACCCGAUCACAAUUGAAUCGAAGAUUACCGGACGGGAAGAAGCUUCCAUGGCCGCCAUUCGGUGCACAGUGGUAUGCUGGAUGCACAACACUGAUAAUUGGCAAUUCCCUCAAGGCCGGAAUACGAUUCGUUGCAUUCGACGUCUAUAAGAACCUCUUAGCCGAUGCUGAAGGAAAGGUGUCUGGACCAGCCACCGUCAUCGCAGGCUUCGGUGCCGGCGCGACAGAGUCUCUCUUCGCCGUAACCCCCUUCGAGAGUAUCAAAACACAACUCAUCGACGAUCGCAAAGCUGCAAAGCCACGUAUGCGAGGCUUCCUUCACGGCUCGAGAAUAAUAGCACAGGAGAAAGGCAUAAGAGGAUUCUUCCAGGGCUUUGUCCCAACAACCGCAAGGCAGGCUGCCAAUUCAGCAGUACGGUUUUCAAGCUAUACCGCACUCAAGCAAAUGGCACAAUCCUACGUUGCGCCUGGCGAGAAACUAGGUGCCGCCAGCACAUUCGGACUCGGUGGGCUUGCCGGAAUUAUCACAGUAUACACAACCAUGCCCAUUGACACAGUCAAGACUCGAAUGCAAUCGAUAGAGGCACGAAGUAUGUACAAGAAUAGUUUGCAGUGUGUGACCAAGAUCUUCAAAGAAGAGGGUAUUUGGACAUUCUGGUCCGGUGCUGUGCCACGUCUAGGCCGGCUGAUCCUAAGUGGUGGCAUCGUAUUCACCAUGUACGAAAAAUCUAUGGAGUUCAUGGACAAACUCGAUCCUCAAGGAAGGUACAUAUGA
Messenger RNA from Periconia digitata, 828 nucleotides. NCBI's taxonomy places the organism in Eukaryota, Fungi, Ascomycota, Dothideomycetes, Pleosporales, Periconiaceae. The record is from the annotation of a GenBank genome assembly.